Melanaphis sacchari is the source of this 568-nucleotide messenger RNA. RefSeq names its product craniofacial development protein 2-like. NCBI's taxonomy places the organism in Eukaryota, Metazoa, Arthropoda, Insecta, Hemiptera, Aphididae. Gene Ontology annotation, molecular function: catalytic activity. The annotation marks the transcript as partial. The record is from RefSeq and is a predicted model, not a curated record. The transcript has a single exon.
AUGGAAUGUACAAUGUUUCAACCUGGAACAGCUAUAAGCGUAGUCAAGGAAAUUGAGAAAUAUAAAGUAAUUUUAGUAGCAUUACAAGAAAUCAGGUGGAAUGACGAAGGAACCAUAGACAUAAAUGAUACUAUUAUUCUGUAUGGCAAGUGCAAUGAAAGACGACAGUUUGGGGUUGGCUUUGCAGUACAUAAAAGCCUAGUGCAUACGAUAAAAGAGUUCAAAGUUAUCAACUAUAGAAUUGCUAUUCUUAUAGUUAAGGCCAAAUUUUUUGAUAUAGUAUUUUUAAAUGUACAUGCACCAACGGAGGAGAAGUCACAAGAGGAAAAAGAAGAAUUUUAUGCUGAGUUAGAAGAUAUCUUGUCGAGAAUAAACAAUAGCAAAAUACGAAUUAUCCUGGGUGAUAUGAAUGCGAAGAUAGGAAAAGAACAGUUCCUUAAACCUACUAUAAGGAAAUAUAGCUUACACGAAACAACAAAUGAUAAUAGUAUGAAACUAGUAGAUCUUGCAACUGGCAAAGGUUUCAGGAUAAUGAGUACAAUGUUUCCCCAUAAGGAUAUACAUAAAG